CCGGGCCAUCGUGGCAUAUUGCGUCCCCGCCUUCUUCAUAAUUGACGCUUCUGCGUUCUCCUAACCAGGUGGAAUGUAAUUUACGUUUUUUAUGAGAAAGAACUGGAAUAUCCGCCAAAAAUGCCCAACUUUUUGCUUGCAAUGUCAGAUAUCUUAGUAGCCCCAACCAUUCCUCGGGGAUUGGGAUCCUGAUACGCGCUCUCCUUUCCGCCGUUUAGCCCCACUCGUAAAACCCGCAUUGCAUGAUAACUUGUGGUUUUUGUUUCCUUCGUAGAGUCGCAUUCUGUGUUUUUGCCCUUCGGAUGUUUGAAAAUCUGUGUUCUGUAGAUUCUGUCUGCUUUAUGUCAGUUCAUGGUGCCUGUUAUGGGUACAUGCUUCAGCCUAUUUCCUGUGGGUUUUGGAACUAGAUUAUACAGUAGGUGGGCUGACUCAUGAAAUGUCAACCGAAAUUCCGAAAUGCGUUUUCGUUUCGAAAAGAUUAAUUAAGUAACGUUUUAAAACCAAUCAGCCUGCAGUAUAAUUCCAUAACAAUUCAGUAACAUCAGGAUGCCGACUUUCGAAUGAACUUCUUUUCGGCUGCAUGCAGAAACUAUACUCUGUAAAAAUUACUACAUAAACAGCAUGCAUUUUUCUCAUUGGUUUUCGAUGCCCCUAGAAGUCCACUUAUAUUUCCUGGAAAACAUGCAUAAAAAUAUUCAUUCUUCUGUUUAUUCGGUAGAGAAUUACGUCUUCUUCCAAAUUAUUAUUCGAAGGAAAUGUAUAAUUCGGAUUUCAAAACCUUUUCCAAUUCCCGAAUAAUUUUGAACCCGCUCUGCCGUUGCACUUGCAUUCAGCGUUUCCAAACUACAAGCUGUAUAUUUUCUGUGUAUGGAAAACCGCACAUUUCUCUACGGUAUUAAGCGGAGACCGUAUGCGGUUCAUAAGAUUUAGCUGUGGAUUUAAAUCAUUUCGUUAACUUUACAAGCCAUAUUGGUAAAUUCAGAAACAUGACUUUUUAUGAGCAGCCAUUUCACGGUAUUAAAAAGUACCACAAUUAGAAACUUUUUGAAAGCUGAAUUAUACUCUUCUUUCGAGCAUAAAUUUGGAAGAAGACGUAAUUUUCUACCGAAUGAGCAAAAGAAUGAAUAUUUUGUGCACUUUUUCCAUAAAAUAUAAUUGAAUUUUUAAGGGCAUCGAAAAUCAAUGAGAAAAACGUAUGCUACUUAAGUAGUCAUUUUUUAAAGAGUAUGGUUUUUGCAUGCAGCCGAAAAGAAAUUCAUUCGAAAGCCGGCAUCCUGAGGUAACUGAAAUAUUAUAGAAUUAUGUUGCAGACUAAUUAGUUUUACAACGUUCUUAUAAGGUCACAUGUUGACAGGGCGUUAGGCGGAAUCAGCAAAUGUAAUUUCGUAUUUAUUGUUCUUUGACACCAUUGGAGUCUGCUGAGUUUCAGGGCAUCCUUGAAGCCUUGCGGCCUUCAAUGUGUUCAACCAAUUCAAUCAAGAAAACGGAGGCAGUGACUGGCACAGCGAGAACUCGCAUCUAGGUGUACCACCACACCCCCUGGUCCACAACGUACGCAGACCAAGAUUAUAUACAACAAGAAAGAUAGGGGGCGGCUCGAAUCCUAAUUGGUCCAACAUGAGCCUGCGACUGGCCCUGCCACCAUAUCCUCAGUGUUGGCAUUUGUUAUGGGGGCGCAUUCCCGAUAACGGCUGCUGUACCGUGGCCGACCACGUGGUCCGUUUAAGGACACAGACCUAUAAAUACUACUAACACAUUCCGCAAGCUGCUAAUGCUCUGCCCGCUUCGUUUCCAAAUUAGGGACUAGCAGAAGCUCGGCCGCACAAAACGUCCCUUGAUAUAUGCCCAAGAGUUAAAAAUGGCCAUUUAGUAUGAGGUCUUUUUAUGGUUACCUAUGUAGUACUUUUACAUGCCAGGAAAACCUGAGCGCGUUACAGUAAAGGACCGUCUCGGUCCCGACCGUGGGUUUCUUUCAACCUCCACCGCCUUUCUUCAGAACCCUCUUCUCCGGUCUAGUGGGAUCCUUUCUGACGGAGAUCUUCACCUGGCGCGUUCCCUUCUUCCUAAUCGGCAGUCUGGCGGUACUCUGGUCAGCUCUCGUCUUCCAGACAAUGCUGCGUUUCCCACCCUCCGUCACCUCCCUCUGCAAGGUCCUUGCACCUGCACCAACGAAGGCGGCGGCUGGCUCUUCGUGCCCGUCGCCAGCUUUCUCCGGCCUGGUGUCUGUUGAGUUGGCACUCACUCCGGGCGGAUCACUGCCCUUGCACAAAACUCAGACCCGCUCGGCUGUAUCUGUGUCGCUGCCGCAUCCUUCGGUGAUGGAGGUGGGUGAGCACAAGUUCCUCAAGUCUGAUUGGCUGCGCGUCUUGACCAUUACGCACUCGCCCGCCUCCACCGCUUAUCCCGAUUUUUUUCAAGUCGUAAUUGUGUUCUCUGUUGACAAGGGCGAUGGGGACCAGAAUGGGCUUUUCUGGCUUAUUGACCGUCGUCAACCAGCCACACCCAACCCCGAGGUGUGCAACCGACGGGACAAUGAGCCCCUGGCUCAGUUCUCGGUGGUUAGGGCGUUGGACUUAUUGCCAGCAGGUUGCAGGACCAAGUCCCAGGAGUUGCACGCCUCGGGGCUGGGUGUGGUUGACUGA
This is a messenger RNA of Spirometra erinaceieuropaei, 2642 nucleotides long. The record is from the annotation of a GenBank genome assembly. NCBI's taxonomy places the organism in Eukaryota, Metazoa, Platyhelminthes, Cestoda, Diphyllobothriidea, Diphyllobothriidae.